AUGAAGAUCCCUCAAAGAGGUAUUUCCCUGCUGUUCGGCCUCACAAUUCUGGCUGCCAGCAGCGAUGCCCGACGAAGCGGCUAUCGCCUGCCCCAAAUGCAGGGACGAAGUGCUGGCUCCACCUCAGCCGCGACUCUAGCUCCAGUCCCAGCUCCAGAGAGUGUGGGCAGUGGUCGAGAUUUUCUGAAGAAAUUCAUGCUCUUGCGGGGCAUGUUCCAGCAGCCGCCCAGCGACAAUGUUAUAGUGAUCACUCAGCCAAGCUCGACCACAACCACAACUGCCACGCCCACACCCACAACCACCACUACGACGACAACCACAACAACGACGAACAAUAAUGCCAGAUCCCUGGAUCGAUCGCAGAACAGAAAGUCGGAAGAUGAGCAAGUCUUAGAGCUUCCAGUGCCCACAAUGACUGGACUAGAUGUCCAAAAUGGCUUGGACUUGCCCCCAGAUGAAGCCCAUUUAGCCGGAACUCUGCCACAGCGAAAGCAAUCGCUUCCCAAAACAUACAAGCAGAAGAUCAAGCUAAAGAAGAACUUUCAGGCACAGCAGCAACAGCAGCUCCGCUCCAAGAAGACCCAUCAUCAUCGUCACGUCCACAAGCCCCAGCAGGUGAACAAGUUGAAGCGACAGCUAAAGAAGAGUCGAAAGAACCAGCAUCAGAGAAACUCAAAUUCGGGCAACGAGCAGAGGCAAUCGGCAGUCAAUUUCAUCGAGCCCUACCACAAUGAGCUCUCCCCUGGGGCUGGGACUCAGUCUGUCUCCGACUCGCGUUUGCAGCGCAUCUGGCGACGUCUGCAGCUGACCAACUAA
Molecule: messenger RNA, 816 nt
Organism: Drosophila persimilis
Lineage: Eukaryota; Metazoa; Arthropoda; Insecta; Diptera; Drosophilidae
Exons: 2
Coding region: 1-816 (271 amino acids)
Source: RefSeq, a predicted model, not a curated record